GGACAACUACGAUGCGUCUCUUUUGCCAACAACUUCUGGCACUUUCAUCAAAAAGGAGAUCAUGUCUAGCAGUAUUGGCACUGACCGUGUAGUGGAAAAUUAUCGAGGAUGAACAAAAUCUAAGUCACCCUUUCGCACGAAAGAACCGCAGUCGUGGUAGUGAUUCCUGCAACAGUACUGCACUUUUUUUUUUACUGGGUAGAAAUUACUUCUUUUCUACUUCUCGUGUUUUAUCUUCUUUUCUUUACCCGGUGAGAGCCUAGUAGUACGCAAGUGAAGAUCAUGGACAUUAUCAUUAUACAUAAGUGAUCGACAGUAUUUUUGGAAAUCGCAUCAAAAUCAAAGAGCAGUACGAGGGCGCGCCAAGCACGCACGUACGAAAGAAGCGGCAUUUCGAUUUUCAUUGAAGAAAAAGAAAUAAUCACUGUCAGUUGAAAAACGAGAACGGUUGUAAUUCUAAUUUUGGCGUAGCUUCUGCAGCGCCAACAUUUCAAAUUUAUCGAAUGAUAAACUAAAACAGACACAGAUUCCCAGUAUGAAUUGAAAACUCUACUUUCGGAAUUUCAGGAUGAGCAUAGAGUAAAAGUAAUGGCGGGAGCGUAAAGAUUCACUGCGGUUAAAGAAUUCAAUAUACAAAAAAAGCACGUACGUGCCUUAUCUAUCAGUCGAAGUAGUUUUGAAGGAAGAACCAAGUAGUUUUGAAAGAAGAAGUAGUUUUGAAGGAAGGAAGUACUUUGACAGCAAUUAUCUCCAAGAACAGCUGCAGUUGCACUUUAUUAUUAAGAUUCCUACAACUCAAAAUGCGCGAGCGCGCUAAGAAAGAUAGAAUCCGUCGUUGUUCAAAAACAGAAAACGCAAUACAAAUUACUACUAGUUACAGAAAGUGCUUACCUCCGAAAGUGCUUACCCCUCUACUACGCCUCGGUGUAGCAGAAGCAAGUUGCGACUUCAGAUUUUUGUAUUUGAACGCAACAAAACCUAAGAUCAUCCCAAAAACUACGCUUUAGACCACACAAAGAAGCAAGCAAGUUAGACGAUCGGAACCCGAACACAAAAACUAAAAAAUCUACUACUACGACGGUCGAGCUGAUGAAGCGUUGUUUCGCGCCAAAAACGAAAUGCGUAACUUUGUCUUGCUACAGGUGACAGGAGGAAUAAGCAGCAGUCAUUACAAGACUACAAGGAUUGCAUCUCUAACGAAUGAAAGUGGCUCGCAUGCAUGUUCUCCGUCGUAUGAGUAUCGUUAUGUGCGUAUCUUGUCUUCGUUUGUUUUUGUGAGUACAAAGUGUCUCCGGAAUCCAAUUCCACUACCAAGAUGAACAAUUAGCUUUUUUGAAAGUCGACAAAGUUGGAAUGAUUUCUCAUGCAGAAAUUCCAAGGCAUGAAGUGCCUCUCUUUCAGGGAUGGAAAGUGAGGCCGACUGUCGGCCCGUUUGGGAUCUGCGAUAGAGCUGCUAAAGUAGCAUGACAAAAGACGCCUCCUUUCCCUAAACAGCGCGACAAACUGGAUGUAGGCGAUGCGGAAAUUUGUCAUGCACCGCUUGGAAAUUGGGCUUCCAACUGGUAUCGAUUUUAUGCAUCGCAGAUUAUUUCAACUUUGACGAUUUCGGUCCUGACACUUCCAUAUGAAAAACGAGAACGGUAGACAUAGAAGAUUUAUGGAAAAGAACAGAAAUGUGAGGGCGCACGGAGAAGGGCAACAAGUGCUAGUUUUUAUUUCCAUCAAAAAAAUAAAAUUAUCAUGCUUUCGUUUGCAACGCCAACAGUAUUAUUUAUUCAAAUUUAUUUUUUAUAAUUUGACUCAUGCUUAUUUUGAUGAAGUUGAAAACGCGCACUCAAAUAGGACCUAAGAGUUAGAGUGAGGCUACUAAGGCGAGCAUUAUUACUAUUCGCCCUCGAAAAAGAAGAAGAACCGUUGGCACUGUAGUAUGUGUAUGGGAGUCGUGCGAGGAAGUUGUAGGUAGUAGUACAACUUCUAUGCCUGCUACAGAAUAGAAGUUGAAGGAUUUAUUUCCCUGAUAUAAUCGGGGCGUCCACGACCGAGAUGAGCAGUUUAGUUUUUUGGCAGGAGCAACACCAUAUUAGUCAUGGAAUCAGUAGCACCAUGGUCGUGGCAGUACUUGUUCUCAAGAGGCGGAAGUGUUCGCAGCAGGAGUAUUCUUAUUCAUCUUCGACCGGUGUCAUUUAUUUGGUGCGUGCAACUACUGCCCUCCACGUACAAGAAGGCGCACUAGUUUCAUUGUUGGGGGCUAAUACCACGACGUCGGCGCCUAGGUCUACAGUGUGUUGCUACUGGAAAUAAAGCAGAGUUUAUUCCUCCUCCUCCUCCUACUGGAAAUAAAGCACGCUGUAGUAGAUCAUGUCGUUGUCGAUGUGCUACGAGUACGACGUCGCACUAGAAGAUCAAAUCGGUAGUGGCUGGAGCCGUCUUUGCAAUAAAAAUGUGUACUGUGCUGUAAGGGAUCCUGGGAAUCGGUUGAAAAUCAAAGGUUAUGCGCAGGCGUAGUUCAGGCGCAGGAUUUAUACCAAGAUCAAAAUCACAAGUGUUGUGUUGAAAAGAUCAUGAUCACAGUAGACCUCUUCUUUACACGACAUCACCAUCAGCAGUACGAGGGCGCACCAAGCACGCACGUACAGCUGAAAAACGAGCAUGGUAGAGGACAUUGAAGAUUUAUGGAAAAGAACAGCAAUGUGAAGGCGUUGUACGGGGAAGCAGAAGGGCAACAAGUGCUAGUUUUUUUCAUCAUGAAGAAGGCCGUCUUGUUGCAUUUGUAUUACAGCACUAUCCCAGCUCUGUGGUGAUAAUUAUCUGGUAAGAACCCAAAGAAUUACAAUAAAUUCGAUGCUCUACUCCGUCGUAGCAGAUGUUGUGUGGAAAAGGAUCUUGCGCUGGCACAGGUCGUCGCAUAAGCCGACCUUGAAGCUGAUAAUGGUGAUUAUAGAAGACGUUGGGUCUUUAUCAGCAACAGCAUGGUGAUGAAAUAAUUCGAGAGGAGGAGUGUGGUGGAUAUUCUUGUUCAUCGCAAACAAAUCCAGGUAUGGUAAUAUUCACAAAAAUAGACCAUCACACUGUACUCACGCAAAGUAUAGCUCAUGUCGAGGUGCUACUAAACUAAAACGCGUUCUUGUAUGUUUAGAACGCGAAGAUCAUGUGGCUGGGGUCGAUGCGCCGUGACGCACGAGAAUAUAAUCUUCAAAUCGGUAGUCGCUCUCGCUGGUGGAGGUGCACUUCCUGCAAUACAAAUGUGUAGUACUCUGUGCUGUAAGGAAAAGGGCAACUCGGUUGAGAAUCAAAGUUCAUGCACAGGCACUGUGCAGGUUCAGAAUGAAACAGGAUCAAAAUCCGAAAUGCUUCGUUGAAAAGAUCAUCUUCACAAACCUGCUCUAUACACCCACGUCGGUUCUUUGAAAAAUUCAGAUUGUGGUGUCACCCGUCGCUCCUGUCUUGUCAGAAAAGAUCAAUGGACCACAACAAGGACGCUCAGAUCAUAGAUCAAUCUAUCAGAAGCUCGUGACGCGACCUCCAAUUACAGGCACUUGUAAAACAUCUAGUCUACUAUAGACGAACUCACGCAUACCUUUACGCUCCUCCAAAGUAGCACAAAACCUCUCGUCCCAACAACUAGCACAAAACUUAUCAGUAUCGGCCUGCUCCUGUAAGUAGUAGCACAAUCAACUACUCACCGCAUCAAAAGCUGUCUGCAAGACGUUGUAAGAAGUUUUCUGCAUAUAUUUUACGCCUUUUUGGCUCGUCGUUGUCGUCCUCCCACCGAUAGCAAAAAGCAAAAUGUUGCGCUCCAUGGUCUUCCCCACCUCGCGCGGAGGUGCAGUGUUUAUUUCUCUUUGCGCUGUUCUUUUCGCCGGGCAGCAUUACAACUCCGUCCAGGCUGUCACGUUGCGUGCGUCAUCUGCCUCGCCAUCUGCAGAUCCUGACCUCGCCUACAUGCCCCCUGAGAUGAUGGAACAAUACAGGCAAUACCAAUACCAAGAAAACCAAAAGAUAUCAACGGCAAAUGUGCGUGGUUCUGGAAUAAGAAGAAUGCAGAAGACAUUUGUGACGCGCCAGUUUUUCCGUCGUGACACAGGCCUAUUAGUAUCACAGGUUUAUAAUAACAUGAGUCGAUGUGACUAGAGUCCAAAUGUCUAAUCCGCAUGAAAAAUUGCGCCCUCUUGCGGUGACAUUAAGUAGGCGCGUUUAAAUUUUGACGCUGGCCAUGCAUGACAGAUUUUGACAUGAUGGAAAAUUCGUAUACACAAAAAUAGCAUCUUCAUUCCAGACCGAGGCUACAUAUUUGCGACGCAUAACCGUGGCAGCCCGUAACACAUUCUGACCUUGAUAAGUAUCAUGCGUAAACAAAACGUCCCCACGUCGGCUGCACAGUGAAGAUGGAAAUUCCGAUGCACAAAGCAACAAGCCUUGGCUCAUGAGUACAGUUUUAAGCUGAUGGGACGAGGACCAUUUGCAUCGUGUGUAGCUGCUAGUGAUCAAGCCGCAUCACAAAAGAUGAUCGAUCACCCUGGUCUGAUUCUAGCAUGACAAACUUGACGUAUCAGACAGCAUGGGAAAAAAAAAUGCUCCUCAUGGGGCAGGGGCUGCGCAGUGAGACAUUUUAGGCAUGCAGAUUUGUCGAAGACAACAAAGCUGCAGUGGGGACGUUUUUACGCAGGAUAAGGAGACCUAUUUGGUCCACCACCACCCCGAUCCGGCGCUCCGGGCGCUCCGGCGCCAAUUCCCCGGCAACAAGAUCGUGAAAAAGGAAGUGGACGAGGGCACCCUUAUAAGUGCAACCCCAAUCGAACCUACAGAGGAGUCUGCCCUAGUGAAGAAGGAGCUGGAACAACUCCGUGACGACAUCGCCAAAGCAUCGCGAUCAUUGCCAAAGCCGGAAGAGCUACGUGAUACAAGCAAAGUGGACAAGGAGCUAGAAGAACUCCGUCAACGCCUUCCCAAAGAAUCGGCGGAGCUGGAAAAACUAAGUGCUGCGUAUCAACUGCAAACAUUUCGGGUCUGGGACGAGAAUGCGAGAUUUCGAUUUGUCAUGCUAGUCUGGCAUGACUCUGAGCUCUGUGUUGCAUUCCCGCGAAGAGCUCCUCCUCCCUGUCAUGCAAAAACGCACUUUGUCAUGCGGAAUAAGAAUAUUACGCAACUCAGAACCAUGAAAAAAACUUCAACUUGUCAUGCUUGGCAGCGCAUCAUAGUGAAAGAAUUCACUACUCCCUUUCUUGCAUUACAAGUUAGUUUAAUAUUCCAGACCCAGACAUAUUUACAAUGCAUACUGAGGCGAAACAAUCACAAAAGAUUCACGCACGUACUGAAAUGAUGCCAUAUGAAUCCGUUCGGGCGGAUUGGAAGAAGGCACAAGAACAGCAAGAACUCGUGAAAAAACUCGAGACGCAGGAGGCCGAAUUGGCGAAAAAAUUGAGGCAGCUGCAAGAUUACAAUUCGAACGUGUUGAGGCAGCGGCAAGAUUACGCAGUGCAAAAGCAUCGUAUAAAUUCGAGACAGAGACUCGUACUAGACCACUACAAGAACAUUGGUCACGCAGUAUAGUUUUUUAGACAAAAAAUGAAAUUUGUUAUGCUGUUGCUGUGCUAUUUUUUCGCAAUAUUAAAAAAACAGCAGAUGAUGAUCAUGAUGAUGAUCUUCAUGUACUGAUGUGUCUGUCAUGCUGCAAAUACUGCGAUUGUUGCGACGAGCCUUACUUGUAUACGGUACUUUUGCACAGGAUGAAAAGAGGGAAGCGGCGGAACAAGACCGGAAAUAUAACCUGAAAGAACUGGAGAGCCAGCAGGCCAAAUUGACGAUACAGUUGAAGCAGCUGCGACAUUACGCACUGGCACCGCAAAAGCAUCGUAUAAGUCCGAUACUUCUCGUAGAAGACCACUACAACAUAAUUGGUCGCGCAGUACAAUUUUUUGGACAAAAAAUGGAAUUUGUCAUGCUGACGCUGUGCCAUUUUUAUAUCGCAAUAAAACUACAGCAGAUGAUCUUCAUCGUCAUAUGCUGUAUCUACUGUCAUGCUACAAAAAUUACUGUGAUCAUUGAUUGUUGCGACGAGUGUUACUUGUGCGGUGCUUUUGCACAGGAUGAAAAGAGGGAAGCGGCGGACGAAGGGGAAUUGCCUGAGAAGGAUCUCGCCCUGCGGCAGGAGGAGGAAUGGCAAUUGCUUGACGAGGAACAGUAUGAAUUGCAAAUAUGUCUGGGUCUCCUGGAAGAUUGCAACUUGUCAUGCUUUUAAAUCUGAACCAUGCAAGGUUCCGUGUUGCAUGAGUGCCAUCAAAUGCUGUCCGCUUUCGAGUCUGGAGGGAGGGACUUUCUCAUGCAGGAUAGGCAUGUUGACAGUGACCUCACAGAGUCUGAUGUCAUGCUGUGUCCCGCAUUUUUCCAGACCUCAUGGGCGGUCAUGGAAAACCUCCUGCAUGACAAGUCUACACUCCUCCAGACCCAGACAUUUUUACAUUUGAUAAACAGGAUUCCGCCAUGCGGGAACUUUUCCAGCAGGCUCGCGGCAAGUCAUCUUCAAAAGCACGGCGGGAGGGCAAGAAGAGAAGUACUAAAUAGAAGAACUCAGUAGUCGGUGCUGCCAACUACGAUGCGUCUCUUUCGCCAAAAACUUGUUCUGGCACUUUCAUCAAAAAGGAGAUCAUGUCUAGCAGUAUUUUUGGCACUGACCGCGUAGUGGAAAAUUAUCGAGGAUGAACAAAAUCUAAGUCACCCUUUCGCAUAAAACCGCAGUCGUGGUAGUGAUUCCUGCAACAGUACUGCACUUUUUUUUUUACUGGGUAGAAAUUACUUCUUUUCUACUUCUCGCAUUUUAUGUUCUUUUCUUUACCCGGUGAGAGCCUAGUAGUACGCAAGUGAAGAUCAUGGACAUUAUCAUUAUANAUUACUUCUUUUCUACUUCUCGCAUUUUAUGUUCUUUUCUUUACCCGGUGAGAGCCUAGUAGUACGCAAGUGAAGAUCAUGGACAUUAUCAUUAUAUUUAUAAGUUUUGAUCGACAGUAUUUAUAUUUUUGGAAAUCGCAUCAAAAUCAGACAGCAGUACGAGGGCGCACUAAGCACGCACGUACGUUUUGCGAGAACUACGCCAACAUUACAGCCGUGCGUUUUGAAUUCAGUUUUUUUUUGGCAUUAUUUUCAAAAGAGACCCUGACGCUGUGAGACCCAAACCAGCGAAACACGACGGCAGCGUGGUUUUUUUGUGUUUCGAAUGACGGGAAAAAAAUAAGCAUACCGUCGUGAUUUCGAUUUGUGUGUUUUUUUGGGGGAUCCGCCCGUUCCCCGGGGAUCCGCCCGCUGCCCGGGGAUCCGCCUUCGCCCAGGGGAUCCGCCCGCUCCCCGGGGGUCCGCCUUCGCCCAGGGGAUCCGCCCGCUUCCCGGGGAUCCGCCUUCCCCCAGGGGAUCCGCCCGCUCCCCGGGGAUCCGCCCGCUCCCCCCGGGGACCCGCCCGUUCCCCGGGGAUCCGCCUUCGCCCAGGGGAUCCGCCGGCCCGCUACUCGGGGAUCCGCCUUCGCCCAGGAGCCCGCCCAUUCCCCGGGGAUCCGGGUUCGCGCAGGGGAUCCGCCCGCUCCCCGGGGAGUCGCCUUCGCGCAGGGAAUCCCUCCGCCCAUUCCCCGGGGAUCCGCCCGCUCCCCGGGGAUCCGCCUUCCCCCAGGGGAUCCGCCCGCUCCCCGAGGAUCCGCCUUCGCCCAGGGGAUCCGCCCGUUACUCGGGGAUCCGCCCGGCUCCCCGGGGAUCCGCCCGUUCCCCGGGGAUCCGCCCGCGCCCCGAGGAUCCGCCCGCUUCCCGGGGAUCCGCCUUCGCCCGGGGGAUCCGCCUUCGCCAAGGGGAUCCGCCCGUUACUCGGGGAUCCGCCCGUUCCCCGGGGGUCCGCCCGCUUCCCGGGGAUCCGCCCGCGCCCCGAGGAUCCGCCCGCUUCCCGGGGAUCCGCCUUCGCCCGGGGGAUCCACCCUCGCCCCCGGGGGGUCCGCCCUCGCUUCGGGGGGUCCGCCCUUUCCCCGGGGAAAUCCUCCCGGCUGGGGUAGUGCGUACCACGGGAGAACGGGCUCCGGAGGAAUCCUCUCCGGAAUCCCCUCCCGAAAUCGACGCUGUGCCGCCGGGGAAAGACCGCGAAGGACGGCGCCAAUCCGGUCAGAGGAUUCCGGAGAGGAUUUCGGAAUCCUCUCCGGAAUCCUCUGUGGAAUCCUCCUCCGAAAUCGAGGUCGUGCCGUCGGGGAAAGGGCGCCAAAGACGGCUCAACUUGGGCCAGAGGAUUCCGGAGAGGAUUUGGGAAUCCUCUCCGGAAUCCUCUGCGGAAUCCUCCCCCGAAAUCGAGGCCGUGCCGUCGGGGAAAGGGCGCCCAAGACGGCUCAACUUGGGCCAGAGGAUUCCGGAGAGGAAAGGGCGCGAAACACGGCUCAACUUGGGCCAGAGGAUUCCGGAGAGGAUUUUGGAAUCCUCUCCGGAAUCCUCUGUGGAAUCCUCCCCCGAAAUCGAGGCCGUGCCGUCGGGGAAAGGGCGCCAAAGACGGCUCAACUUGGGCCAGAGGAUUCCGGAGAGGAAAGGGCGCGAAACACGGCUCAACUUGGGCCAGAGGAUUCCGGAGAGGAUUUUGGAAUCCUCUCCGGAAUCCUCUGUGGAAUCCUCCCCCGAAAUCGAGGCCGUGCCGUCGGGAAAAGGGCGCGUCGCGAAAGACGGCUCAACUUGGGCCAGAGGAUUCCGGAGAGGAUUUUGGAAUCCUCUCCGGAAUCCUCUGUGGAAUCCUCCCCCGAAAUCGAGGCCGUGCCGUCGGGGAAAGGGCGCCAAAGACGGCUCAACUUGGGCCAGAGGAUUCCGGAGAGGAAAGGGCGCGAAACACGGCUCAACUUGGGCCAGAGGAUUCCGGAGAGGAUUUUGGAAUCCUCUCCGGAAUCCUCUGUGGAAUCCUCCCCCGAAAUCGAGGCCGUGCCGUCGGGGAAAGGGCGCCAAAGACGGCUCAACUUGGGCCAGAGGAUUCCGGAGAGGAAAGGGCGCGAAACACGGCUCAACUUGGGCCAGAGGAUUCCGGAGAGGAUUUUGGAAUCCUCUCCGGAAUCCUCUGUGGAAUCCUCCCCCGAAAUCGAGGUCGUGCCGUCGGGAAAAGGGCGCGUCGCAAAAGACGGCUCAACUUGGGCCAGAGGAUUCCGGAGAGGAUUUGGGAAUCCUCUCCGGAAUCCUCUGCGGAAUCCUCCCCCGAAAUCGAGGCCGUGCCGUCGGGGAAAGGGCGCCAAAGACGGCUCAACUUGGGCCAGAGGAUUCCGGAGAGGAAAGGGCGCGAAACACGGCUCAACUUGGGCCAGAGGAUUCCGGAGAGGAUUUUGGAAUCCUCUCCGGAAUCCUCUGUGGAAUCCUCCCCCGAAAUCGAGGUCGUGCCGUCGGGAAAAGGGCGCGUCGCAAAAGACGGCUCAACUUGGGCCAGAGGAUUCCGGAGAGGAUUUGGGAAUCCUCUCCGGAAUCCUCUGCGGAAUCCUCCCCCGAAAUCGAGGCCGUGCCGUCGGGGAAAGGGCGCCAAAGACGGCUCAACUUGGGCCAGAGGAUUCCGGAGAGGAAAGGGCGCGAAACACGGCUCAACUUGGGCCAGAGGAUUCCGGAGAGGAUUUUGGAAUCCUCUCCGGAAUCCUCUGUGGAAUCCUCCCCCGAAAUCGAGGUCGUGCCGUCGGGAAAAGGGCGCGUCGCAAAAGACGGCUCAACUUGGGCCAGAGGAUUCCGGAGAGGAUUUGGGAAUCCUCUCCGGAAUCCUCUGCGGAAUCCUCCCCCGAAAUCGAGGCCGUGCCGUCGGGGAAAGGGCGCCAAAGACGGCUCAACUUGGGCCAGAGGAUUCCGGAGAGGAAAGGGCGCGAAACACGGCUCAACUUGGGCCAGAGGAUUCCGGAGAGGAUUUUGGAAUCCUCUCCGGAAUCCUCUGUGGAAUCCUCCCCCGAAAUCGAGGUCGUGCCGUCGGGAAAAGGGCGCGUCGCAAAAGACGGCUCAACUUGGGCCAGAGGAUUCCGGAGAGGAUUUGGGAAUCCUCUCCGGAAUCCUCUGCGGAAUCCUCCCCCGAAAUCGAGGCCGUGCCGUCGGGGAAAGGGCGCCAAAGACGGCUCAACUUGGGCCAGAGGAUUCCGGAGAGGAAAGGGCGCGAAACACGGCUCAACUUGGGCCAGAGGAUUCCGGAGAGGAUUUUGGAAUCCUCUCCGGAAUCCUCUGUGGAAUCCUCCCCCGAAAUCGAGGUCGUGCCGUCGGGAAAAGGGCGCGUCGCAAAAGACGGCUCAACUUGGGCCAGAGGAUUCCGGAGAGGAUUUGGGAAUCCUCUCCGGAAUCCUCUGCGGAAUCCUCCCCCGAAAUCGAGGCCGUGCCGUCGGGGAAAGGGCGCCAAAGACGGCUCAACUUGGGCCAGAGGAUUCCGGAGAGGAAAGGGCGCGAAACACGGCUCAACUUGGGCCAGAGGAUUCCGGAGAGGAUUUUGGAAUCCUCUCCGGAAUCCUCUGUGGAAUCCUCCCCCGAAAUCGAGGUCGUGCCGUCGGGAAAAGGGCGCGUCGCAAAAGACGGCUCAACUUGGGCCAGAGGAUUCCGGAGAGGAUUUUGGAAUCACUCUCCGGAAUCCUCGGUGGAAUCCUCCCCCGAAAUCGAGGGAGUGCCGUCGGGGAAAGGGCGCCAAAGACGGGCCAACUUGGGCCAGGGGAUUCCGGAGAGGAUUUUGGAAUCCUCUCCGGAAUCCUCUGUGGAAUCCUCCCCCGAAAUCGAGGCAGUGCCGUCGGGGAAAGGGCGCGAAACACGGCUCAACUUGGGCCAGAGGAUUCCGGAGAGGAUUUUGGAAUCCUCGCCGGCAUCCUCUGUGGAAUCCUCAUCCGAAAUCGAGGGCGUGCCGUCGGGAAAAGGGCGCGAAAGACGGCUCAACUUGGGCCAGAGGAUUCCGGAGGGGCUUCCGGAAUCCCCUCCGGAAUCCUCCGUGGAAAAUGUGCGCCGGUUUGCCGGGGCCGCCAGGUUGCUCGCAAUCCGCAGCAGACUGUGGCGAUUUAAGCACACGAGACGCCAACACAGACGCGGCGCGGUUGUGUACACAAACAGCAGCGGAGUCCAUGCGCGCGCCGCCUUUUCGGUUGCAUUGCGACACAUUUUAGCACGACCUAAGCCGAAGGUUUUCCGGGAAACCUUAAACGACGUUUCCCGAGCGGAGUCCAUUGAUUUCUGGGUCUCGCAGCGUCAUACUCUCUUUCAAAAAUUGGGGACAGCCGGGGCAUUUUGAAUUCAAUUUUUUUUUGGCAUUAUUUUUGA
Messenger RNA from Amoebophrya sp. A120, 11250 nucleotides. The record is from the annotation of a GenBank genome assembly. Lineage: Eukaryota; Dinophyceae; Syndiniales; Amoebophryaceae.